Molecule: messenger RNA, 678 nt
Organism: Rubroshorea leprosula
Lineage: Eukaryota; Viridiplantae; Streptophyta; Magnoliopsida; Malvales; Dipterocarpaceae
Source: the annotation of a GenBank genome assembly
AAUAAAUAAUCUCAAAUGAAAAAUUUUCACUAAAGAUAUUUUAAAAUAAUAUAAUAUUAAUAUAAAGAACAACACUACUGGGUUGGCUCGAGCCCUCGAGAUAGCUGGCUCGAGCUAAAGAAAUCACUCUUUGAAGGUUUUGUCCUAUAAAUUUCAUCAAUCAAAUGGUAUUUUGCCUCUUUUCACAGGAGCUUCUCCACCAAGGAGGAUUUGGAUUCACUUUGUGCUCGCCAGUACUGUUCCUCGACUCCAGCUCCUCGAGAUCGAACCAGUAUGGUGUCAUCCGUGGUCGUCACUGUGAUCUCCAUGUCCGUAACCGCGUUUCUCUCAUACCUGCCCUGGCACAAGGAGAAUUAUUUACCCUUUACCUCCAACAAGAAGAAAAAGAGGAAGAACCAAGAAAUGGGGUUAUCGAUGCUGUUGGAAACAAUCCCUUGACUCGCCUCAACAGUCUCUCUUAAGCUACUGGCUGCGAGAUUCUUGGGAAGUGUGAGUUUCUAAACCCUGGAGGAAGUGUGAAGGAUAGAGUUGCUGUGCAAAUCAUAAAAGAGGUAAACUAUGUUUUCUCUGAGCUUGUGUUUUGGAUUCUGUUUCAUUUCAGAUCACUCAGUACAGUCAGUCAGAUGUGUUGAGAUCUUAUGGACAUUGAAAUCCAGAUAAUAAUUGUAGGAUUAAAUU